ACUAAAUUUAACAUCAAUUUCAGCAAAAUAAAUAUGUCUAGAAUUCUCAGUGUUCUCAUUGUGAUAUGUCUGUAUUCAAUCUAUGAUUCAAGAGAUUAUAACUAUUACACCAAACCAGUAUAUACCACCGUAAAACCAAAAUUCCCUGAGAUUGACAUUAAUCUGUACAAAGAUCUCGUUAGUGCUAGAACCCAACCAAUCGAUGUAGUGGCUCUGGUGGAAUUGGAAUACCGUUCACCAGCUGAUUUUGAAUGCGCGAUACAAAUCUCUUUCGGUUCCCUGUAUCAACUUAUCGAAAAAAACCCUCUAGGUCCUGAUGGAGCUAGAGUAGGAAUCGUGACAUAUAACAAAAAUGCUAACGUUCAAAUAGCACUGGAUGCAUCGACAUCUCUUACGAAUAUAUUUGUUAACCCCAAGGCUAUUUUCAAUGAUAAAACAAAGGAUUUGAAUGUCGACAAGGCCCUGUCACUCGCAUAUUCAAUGUUAAAAAAUUCUAGCAGGCCAUACUCUAUUAGGCAAAUAUGGGUUUAUAUAUCAGAGACAUCCAUAGGAUAUCCGGAGGCAACUGCGAAAUCAAUAAAAUAUAAUGGUAUUGAGAUAGAAGUCUUCGCUGUAGGUCCGAGAGUGAGUUACGAUCAAAUAAAUGCUAUCGCAUCUUCUCCCAAGCAUAUUAUAUUUUCUCAAGAAUAUUGCUCCUCCAAAGCUUCUCUCGUUAAUUUCGUCAAUGAGAAAUUUUUCGUUUGUGUCGAAUUGAUUGUGGAUAACGUUAUUCCUAAUAACAACCAGAGCACGGAUGUUAAUCACGGAAACAGAUGA
This is a messenger RNA of Gordionus sp. m RMFG-2023, 816 nucleotides long. RefSeq lists its product as uncharacterized. The record is from RefSeq and is a predicted model, not a curated record. The transcript is spliced from 6 exons. The coding region runs from base 34 to 816 and encodes 260 amino acids. NCBI's taxonomy places the organism in Eukaryota, Metazoa, Nematomorpha, Gordioida, Chordodea, Parachordodidae.